AUGAAUUGUAUUGUAAACUAUGGAUAUUCUACUGCCAUAUGUUAUGUCUUUUCAUUACCAUUCAUGUUUGACGAUCUCACAUAUAUUGGUAAUACAUAUCCAAGUAUUGUUUUCAAUAAUGUUAAAAGAUUAACGGUGAAGGAUGUUUCAUUCAAACAUGAAUUUUUCAAUGGAAUUGCGUUGCCUUUUCCUUUGCUUGAAGAAUUAUGUGUUAUUAAUAUUAAACCACAAUCAUUAAUAUCAGACAAGUGGAACUCUAAUGAUAAUCAAUUGUAUUCAAUUAUUAAAUUUCCUUAUCUUAUUUCGCUUCGUCUUGUCACUGUUCAUAUUGAUUAUAUCGAUCAAUUUCUCAAUGAGAAAAAAAUACAUUUACCUUGUCUGACUGAAUUAACAGUCAAUUAUAAUAAUUUAUUAAUCGUCACAGGAAACUUUGCAAAAGAUACAACACGGCUUAAUUGUAUGAAAAUAAAAAAAUUAUAUGUUGGUGAAACAAUUGAACAUACAAAAGAUCUCUAUGCUUAUUUUCCUUUGUUAGAACGCUGUUUUUUUUUCUUACUAAAUUAA
Rotaria sp. Silwood1 is the source of this 564-nucleotide messenger RNA. NCBI's taxonomy places the organism in Eukaryota, Metazoa, Rotifera, Eurotatoria, Philodinida, Philodinidae. The record is from the annotation of a GenBank genome assembly.